Puccinia graminis f. sp. tritici CRL 75-36-700-3 is the source of this 671-nucleotide messenger RNA. RefSeq lists its product as uncharacterized. The record is from RefSeq and is a predicted model, not a curated record. The transcript has 3 exons. The coding region runs from base 77 to 328 and encodes 83 amino acids. Lineage: Eukaryota; Fungi; Basidiomycota; Pucciniomycetes; Pucciniales; Pucciniaceae.
UUGACGCAGCACGGCCUCACCCGGAACACCAUCGAGACACAAUCAUCACACCUCCAACCAGUUUACCCAGCUCACCAUGCGUUUGACACUCGAGGAAGCCCUGCAACUAAAGGAAGCCCGAGACAAAAAGAUCAGGGACGAUUGGAUUCGGGUGAUGGAGAUGAGAAUCAAUCAAGAAAAGUUGGCGGAAUGCUAUCGGACCGAAGGCGUCAAUUCUUACGAACAAUGCGCUCACUUGGCCCAGACCGUGAUCUCUCAAAUCCCAGAAGGAAGGAUCCGAGGAUUUCGACUGUUGGAACAACGAAGGAACAACGAAACCCAGUCGUGAUUAGAACCUAGACGCAUCGAAUAAAUCCGGACCAUUCCAUCCAUCGUUUUCUUCUUUUUCACACACACACACUCUCAAAAGUCCGUUGUAUUCUAACUUGUCUGAUCUUCUCGAGCUCUGAAAACAACAUAGUUUGUAUGACGAUGAUAGGAUAUUGUUGGCUGGAAGAGAAUAAAGAUCAUCCGUCAUCUCGAUCGCCCCUGAUGACUCAUCAGAGAAUUGUUGUAAUCAAACUCUAGAGACAAACUUUUGUUUCCCCCAGCUACAUGCUCCAAAACACUCCAAUCAUCACUCCUAUUGAAACCUAAUAUUUACUUCCUCUAUGAGCCAGUCGAUCAUGAUA